AUUCGCAAGGGUAAAAUCACGUGAUCUCUGAUCACAAGCACAUGGUCUAAAGCAGCAAUGGAGAAAAGACAGAGGCCUUCUGUUCAAGUAUUUGGUCGUAAGAAAACAGCUACUGCUGUGGCUCACUGUAAACAAGGGAAUGGUAUCAUGAAGGUAAAUGGUAGGCCAUUACACUUAAUGGAACCAGCUACUCUUCGUUACAAGUUGGAGGAGCCAUUACUUUUACUCGGACGGGAGAAGUUCAUGGGUGUUGAUAUACGUGUGAGGGUCCGAGGUGGUGGCCAUGUUGCACAAAUUUAUGCCAUCAGACAAGCUAUUAGCAAAGCAUUGGUAGCAUACUAUCAGAAAUAUGUUGACGAGGCAAGCAAGAAAGAGAUCAGAGACCAGCUAGUUCGCUAUGACCGUACUUUACUUGUUGCUGAUCCUCGUCGCUCAGAGCCCAAGAAGUUUGGUGGACCUGGAGCAAGAUCCAGAUACCAGAAAUCUUAUCGUUGAGAGACACUCGUUUGGAAAUAAUUGUUUUACAGAAAUAAUUUUGUUUUGCUUCUUGAAGCAGCACAGUCAUUAUACACAUGUA
Messenger RNA from Amphimedon queenslandica, 577 nucleotides. Its product is annotated as 40S ribosomal protein S16-like. Gene Ontology annotation, cellular component: cytosolic small ribosomal subunit; ribosome. Gene Ontology annotation, molecular function: RNA binding; structural constituent of ribosome. The transcript is spliced from 5 exons. The record is from RefSeq and is a predicted model, not a curated record. NCBI's taxonomy places the organism in Eukaryota, Metazoa, Porifera, Demospongiae, Haplosclerida, Niphatidae. The coding region runs from base 58 to 495 and encodes 145 amino acids. Gene Ontology annotation, biological process: maturation of SSU-rRNA from tricistronic rRNA transcript (SSU-rRNA, 5.8S rRNA, LSU-rRNA); translation.